UCAUGGCUCUAUCUUUGCCUUCCACAAUACUUAUUAUUUCUUUUUCUGUUUUUGUGCUCGCCGGAGAUGCAGUGCGAGACAUGCCGGAAAAAGUGCCGAUGAACAUAAUAUUGAGCAAUGAUACCAGACUUAAAGAUUAUGUUCAUGUAGCAACUUUAAGCCAUUACUGGACACAUUGGCAUGGUGUAUGUUUUGAAGACAACAUGGGUUAUUGGGGAGAAGCUGCACAUGAGCACAGCUGGGUCUGGAUUAUUCUUGAGACUCAUAAUCCAUACAAUUGGAAAUGUUCAGAUCAUUAUCAAUUUGCAGUAGAUCAUCAAGUCAUAAGGUCAGACUUUUUCUUUCGCUCUGGUUCGCAUUCGGAAUUAAUCCAUGUUUCAGACGAACUACGACAUAGAAUGCAUGAACACGGAAUCAAUGUAUACUUAUAUAAGUCGUCUGAGACUAAAGACAACAAAAGUAGACAUGACCUUUCGAUAUCGGUGGUGGCCGGAGACAAUACGAGUCAUACAGCAAACGGUACGGCAAGCUUAUUCGUCAGUUUUCUAUAAGCUAUUUAGAAAUAAAAGACUUUGUAAUAUUGCUCAAGUUCUUCAUUGUUGUUCAUUGUUGCCAAAAUA
This is a messenger RNA of Mercurialis annua (annual mercury), 620 nucleotides long. RefSeq lists its product as uncharacterized. Lineage: Eukaryota; Viridiplantae; Streptophyta; Magnoliopsida; Malpighiales; Euphorbiaceae. The coding region runs from base 3 to 551 and encodes 182 amino acids. The record is from RefSeq and is a predicted model, not a curated record. The transcript has 3 exons.